Colletotrichum truncatum is the source of this 918-nucleotide messenger RNA. The record is from RefSeq and is a predicted model, not a curated record. Lineage: Eukaryota; Fungi; Ascomycota; Sordariomycetes; Glomerellales; Glomerellaceae.
AUGGCAGAAGCUGCAAGUCGGGAACUGGCUUUGUCCGCCCGUCGUACCAUCGUGGCACUUCGCGGCGAUGUUGAGGAUCGUCAACAUGAACCAAACGACGUACUCGGGCUUGUGAAGGUGCUCGAUAACCUCAGCCAAGCGCUGGUCUCGCUUACCGGAACACCUGACGUCGACCAGUCUGCAUUCGAAGAGCCUUUGCGACAAGUCGAUAACGCCUUCCAAAAAUUCCAACGAGAAAAUUUGGCACCUCAAUCUUUGUUGCAAUUUGACGCUGGUGGGACCGCGGUCACCAACACACACUUCUACGGAUAUAUACCCGAGUGUCUUAAAACAACGAUCGUUUAUCUCAAGGACUGUCUUUCCGGGUAUGAAAUCGAUGUGCGUGUAGAGGAAAGUCUAGGAGAGUGUGUUGGGGAAUGUCUCCAGUUUUGUACAGAGGCGAUCGACCACAUCGAUAGUCUUCAACCCCGCGAACCUGCUCAGGCUUAUCUCGAAGACCUGGAAACAAUGGAUAGGAUAAUGAUAGAGUAUGAAGAUCAAUUCAUCCAAGCAAAAACGAGAGGGGCCUCAAAGGAGGAGCUUGUCAGAAUUGAAACGUUGUGGAGCACAGCCCGCCAAAUUCGAAAAGCCCUUAAUGAUGGAAGAACAAAGAAAAACGUCAGUUAUAUCGAAAACCAUGCUGAUGCGGAUAAAGCCGUUCAGGUAUUGGUGUCGACCGAUGGGAACACGAUCAGUGGCAAAAACAACAGUUCUGGGCGACGGGCAGCACAAGUUGGCGGCCAUUACUCCACGGAAUCACUACAGCAGUUGGUACAGAAUAUGAGUACUUGGAUUCAAGAAGAUGCAUGCUCUACCUGUGCAGAAUUUGAAAAGAAGCAUGGGCAUGGUGUCAAACUGUUUGAUAACCGGACGAGUUGA